Caretta caretta (loggerhead turtle) is the source of this 2955-nucleotide messenger RNA. It is a transcript of the gene AGFG2, whose product is annotated as ArfGAP with FG repeats 2. NCBI's taxonomy places the organism in Eukaryota, Metazoa, Chordata, Testudines, Cheloniidae. Gene Ontology annotation, cellular component: cytoplasmic vesicle; membrane; cytoplasm. Gene Ontology annotation, molecular function: GTPase activator activity. The record is from RefSeq and is a predicted model, not a curated record. Gene Ontology annotation, biological process: acrosome assembly; intermediate filament organization; spermatid nucleus differentiation.
GCGCAGUGCGCUCGGGCGGCGCUGCCCCGCUGACAGCAGCCGGGAGGGGCGGGGGCUGAUGGCGGCCGGGGCCGGGGGCAGGAAGCCCGGCGCCCCGCGGGACGCGGAGUCCGAGGUCUGGUCCCGCCGCGUCCGGGACCUGGUGGGCUCCGGGCCCGGCAACCGCCUCUGCUUCGAGUGCGGCCAGCGCGGCGUCACCUACGUGGACAUCACGCUGGGCAGCUUCGUGUGCACGGGCUGCUCGGGGGCGCUCCGGGGCCUGAACCCCCCGCACCGCGUCAAAUCCAUUUCCAUGACCACCUUCACCGAGUCCGACGUGCUGUUCCUGCAGUCCCGCGGCAACGAGGCCUGCCGGAAGGUUUGGCUGGGCUCCUUCGAUCCGCGCACGUCGCUGCUCCCGGACUCCAGGGACCCGCAGAAAGUGAAGGAGUUCUUGCAGGAGAAAUAUGAGAAGAAGCGAUGGUACAUCUCGCCGGAUCAAGCCAAGGGCACUGCCUCCCUGGCCGGCCAGAGCUCCGCCCCAGAGGUGAAGCCGCAGCAGACCCUUCUAGGGGACUCGGGAGCACUGCUCACAGCUGCCGGAUCCAGCCGGACCUUGGGCCAGCCCCGCCUGCCGCAGCAGCGCACCCCCCAGCCGGCCAAGAAAGCCAGCACGGACCUCCUGGCGGAUAUAGGAGGGGACCCUUUCGCUGCGCCCCAGCCGGCCCCCGCCUUCGCCAUGUUCCCUGCCUUCCCGGGCCAGGUUCCAGCCCACACCGCCUUUGCCAAUUUUGAUGCCUUUGGAUGCAGCCCGGUAGCGUCGGCAUUCGGGGGGGCAUCGGUGCCAUUCCACACCCAGCCAACAGCCGCAGCCAGUCGGACAGUCCCAGCCGGUUACAGCUUUGCAGGGGGUGCCCCGGUGAGCGGUUUCGGUACCUCCCCCUCCAGCCACCCUGGCAGCGGGAUCCCGGACAUGGGCGGAGCACCCAGCAGCCUCUUCGGGAGCCUGAGCCAGCCGGCGGCGCUGCUCCCGUCCGGCUCCGCGCCCGCCUACGGGGCCUACACCAACCCCUUCGCCCCGCCCGCCGCCCCGCCCGCCCGGCCCUCCACCAACCCCUUCCAGCCCAACGGCACUGCGCCAGGUUCCAGUUUUGAUGGGUUUACUGCAGCCCAAGUGGGGCAGCCGGUCGGGAUUUCCACCAAUCCCUUCAUGACGGCAGCUCCAUCCCCGCCCUUCGUCAUCAAGCAUCCAGCCACCAACCCCUUCUUAUAGCGACGCCCAGACGGCUGCUCUGGGCUGGCAGUGCCCUUCCUGUCCAGCGGGGGGCAGGCCGCUGCAGCUGCACCCCCUUGCCAGCUUCCGGCUCCACAGCCCUGACGCCGUGGGGAUGGGCUGGACCAAGUGCUUUAACUACUGCGAUGGCUUCUGAGGGAAUCGGCCCCAAUGAGAGCUGGCCCUUGAAGAGAGGCUCAGAGCCCAGCACCGAGGCAUUCUGGGACUUGUAGUCUAGAUGGGGAUUUUUCAGCAGGGCACGCUGGGAAAGUGGAUCAGUGGGUGAGCUGGCCCUUAAGAGGGUUUGGGAUUCUGCCGGGCCUUGUGGUCCAGAUGGGAACCCCGGGGGAGCUGGAGGCGGGGCAGCAAGGCAUGCUGGGGAAGGGAGUCUCUCUGCUUCUCCUCCUGAGCAAGAGGGGCUGGGGUCCCUUUGGGGGCUGGGUUGAGUCUGGGCUCUGCCCUGCGGGGCUGGGAUCCCUGGGAGGCUGGAAUCUCUGGGGGGCUUCAUCAUGGAGGGCUGGGGGCCUGGGAUCCCUGCGGGGUUGGGUUGAGCCUGGGCUCUGCCCUGGGGGGCUGGGAUCCCUGGGGGGCUGGGAUCUCUGGGAGGCUCCAUCAUGGGGGGAUGGGUUGAGCCUGGGCUCUGCCCUGGGGGGCUGGGCUCCACCCUGGGGCUCUGCCUUUUAGGGGGGCUGAGCUCUCCCCCUCUGAGCUGCUCUGAUCCGACCCUGGUCUGGGCUCUGCUCGAGUGAGAUUCUCCCCACCCAGACCCACUGACCAUGCAGCCCCGGCCCCUCUUCGUAGGGUGGAACCUAGGAGUCCUGGCUCCAUACCACCCCUCCCCCUUGCUGUCACCCCCACCCCUGGCCAGCUGGUUCCUUGCAGCCCCCACACGUCCCUGCCCCCCACUCCCUGGACAGGGGUGGGCGAACCUGGCCCUGCCUUCAGGCUCCCCCUCGCGGCUCUGGCCUGGCGGCUGCUGGCACUCAAAUCACACACACACACACACACCCCACGGGGGGGCUGCCCAGAGCAGCUGGGCACCCCAGAUCCCAGUCCCACAACGGCAUCCCCAGCACGGACUGUCCCCCUCGACGGCGUGCGCUAAGCGGGGAGGGGAGCCCCGAUCUAGACCAGCCUGGUCCUGUGGCCACUCGGGGGGAGGCACCAGACCUGCACCAUGGGCGGCCCCCUCUGCUGCCAGCGCUGGGGAGAGAACCCAGGAGUCCUGGCUCCCAGCCCCCCCUGCUCUAACCCACCAGCCCCUACUGCCCGCCGACAGCCAGGGAGAGAACCCAGGCAUCCUGGCUCCCAGACCCACCAUUUGCUAAUUUCUUUGUCAGUUUCUUCUGCACUUGGGAUCCUUUUUCAGCCCCUCCAUCCCCAGGACCCCCCCGAACGCUGCUGCCGAAAUCUUGGCCCUCCCGCAUUUAACCAGCCAGCACCCCUUUCCCCCCCUGGGUGAGAGAUCACCCCCCCAUUGCCGCUUCGGACAAGUAUCACCUUGCUCGGCUUCACACCCCCUCCUGGCUUUGCGGGGGGGGGGGCACACUUUGCCCCCCCCCAACAAAGCAGGGCCCCGGAGGGGCCACGCUGGCAGUAUUUUUCUGAGAGAAAAGUGAAUGAUCUUUUUAAUAUAUAGAGACGGUUUUGGCGCUGGAAAUUGUUCUCUUGAUUUCGCUCUAUAAAAACUAUAUUGGACCUUU